UCGUCUUGCUCUCUGUCGGUGCCGGGUGCUUCUUCGAAGUUGUCCGCCCGACUCUACCUCUGCCAUGGCUCACGACGCCCAUCUGCGCACUCAUCGCCUUCAACCUGUUCAUGCACUACUGUUGGGUGUGCAUCGUUCCUCCUGGGUUUGUGAUUGACCUCCCACGAGAACGCGGGUCUGGGUGGCUGUGGGCGAAGCCGAAGUCCAGAGGGGGUCCAUCUACUGCAGCGGGCGUACGAUGGAGUGAGGAGGUGAAUAUUACGACGGCCAGUGCGACGAGGUGUAAAAGGUGUAAGGUGCUGAGACCAGAGAGAGCGCACCACUGUCGAAUAUGCAACAAGUGCAUUCUGAAGUAUGAUCACCAUUGUCCCGGGGUAAACCAAUGCGUCGGUCUCUACAACGAGCGACAUUUCGUGCUCUUCCUUGUCUACGUGUCCAUCGCCACGUUCUGCUACGCUGCCUCCGGUUGGCGGUGCGUCUUCGCCGCUCUCGGCCUGUCCGGCGACGACCCUUGGCCGUACUACUCCCCGCCCGUGUUUGUCAUCGCGACAUACGUCCUCUCCGUCGUGAUGUGUCUCGCGGUGACCAUCAUGACCUCCUGGCACAUAUGGGGCAUCGCGUGCGGAGAGACAAGCGUGGAGAGCGCAGACCACGAGCAGUACCGCCAGACAGCGAAGGGGCGUGGAGAGACGUUUGUGAACUCGUAUGAUCUCGGAAAACGGAAGAACCUUGAGCUGUUCUUCAACGUCGGCCCGGAUGGAUACCCGCUGUACACCCUGCUGUUCCCCUUCCGCAUAGAACCGUACACAGACGGCAGGUCGUGGGCGCGGAGGCCUGGAUAUGAACGCCAUUCGGGCGUGCGAGAAGGCGAAGAGCUGACAGACCCAGAAGACGAGGAAUAGUACGUAACUGUGAUUCUGCUCCAUUUGUUUGUGUGAAUUGUGGUGUCACCGCAGUGCAUGUCAUGAGCUAUAUAUUGAUCGCAACAGCUUACGGUAUAACACAUACGCGGAGGGACAGUCUGGAUGUGACUGAGUUGAGUCGUUGACGUAGUCAUCUGGGAAGCAUUCACACCGCGGCCACGACUCUAGACACCACAACAUGUAAGUAUUUU
This is a messenger RNA of Fomitopsis serialis, 1114 nucleotides long. Its product is annotated as DHHC palmitoyltransferase-domain-containing protein. Bases 111 to 902 code for a protein of 263 amino acids. The transcript has 7 exons. Gene Ontology annotation, molecular function: palmitoyltransferase activity. The record is from RefSeq and is a predicted model, not a curated record. Lineage: Eukaryota; Fungi; Basidiomycota; Agaricomycetes; Polyporales; Fomitopsidaceae.